This is a messenger RNA of Xiphias gladius (swordfish), 5619 nucleotides long. RefSeq names its product 6-phosphofructo-2-kinase/fructose-2,6-bisphosphatase. The coding region runs from base 384 to 1796 and encodes 470 amino acids. Gene Ontology annotation, molecular function: ATP binding; 6-phosphofructo-2-kinase activity; fructose-2,6-bisphosphate 2-phosphatase activity. The record is from RefSeq and is a predicted model, not a curated record. Gene Ontology annotation, cellular component: cytosol; 6-phosphofructo-2-kinase/fructose-2,6-biphosphatase complex. The transcript is spliced from 14 exons. NCBI's taxonomy places the organism in Eukaryota, Metazoa, Chordata, Actinopteri, Istiophoriformes, Xiphiidae. Gene Ontology annotation, biological process: fructose 2,6-bisphosphate metabolic process; fructose metabolic process.
AUGUAAGACGUCAUCUGACAAAAAUCACAAUACAGCUGCUCAGCGUGCCUGUUACUCGUCACGCUAAACCACAUUCUAUAUGAUGGUGUAAAGUUUAGAGCUGCGCGCGCUGAUUGGUGGAUGUUUCCGGGCUUCACCGGGGCGGUGAACGUGACUGACAGGUCACCUGACCAAUCAGAGGCACUCCAUCCCCUGCGACAAGCCAAACAGGUGUGCUGACUGACAGAGCACUGAGUCUCCUCCCACUCUGACAUGGUGUGAUCAAGUUCGAAAUCUGUUCGGUUCUCCUUAUUUCGUGCUCUUUGACACACACACACACACACACACACACAUGCGCGCACACACACGGUACACAGGUCUAUACACACAUGGCUGUUUGAGCCAUGUCAGAAACGCAGAGAACACUCACUCAAAAUCCUCUGGAGAAAACCUGGGUGCCAUGGAUGAAAAGCAGGCUGAGCCAGCGCAGGGGCUCGUCGGUGCCCCAGUUCACCAACUCCCCGACCAUGAUAGUGAUGGUGGGACUCCCGGCUCGAGGGAAAACCUACAUCUCUAAAAAGCUCACCAGAUACCUGAACUGGAUCGGGGUUACAACCAGAGUGUUCAACGUCGGGCAGUACAGGAGAGACGCCACACGUUCCUACAACAGCUACGAGUUCUUCAGGCCCGACAACGAAGAGGCCAUGAAGAUACGCAAGGCCUGUGCCAUCGCUGCCCUGAAAGAUGUGUGUGAUUACUUCACCAGAGAACUGGGUCAGGUCGUGGUCUUCGACGCCACCAACACCACCCAAGACCGGAGAGAGGUCAUCCUCGGCUUUGCCAAAGAAAACGGUUACAAGGUUUUCUUUGUGGAGUCAAUAUGUGACGAUCCAGAGAUUAUCGCUGAGAAUAUUAAACAAGUGAAGCUGAGCAGUCCGGACUACACAGACUGCGACAAAGAGGAGGCUGUGGAGGACUUCCUCAAGAGGAUCGAAUGUUACAAGUUGACCUACGUCCCACUGGAUGACAGCAUGGACAGGAACCUGUCUUACAUUAAGAUCUUCAACGUGGGCAGCAGAUACCUGGUGAACCGGGUCCAGGACCACAUUCAGAGCAGGAUAGUCUACUACCUCAUGAACAUCCACGUCACCCCGAGAUCCAUCUUCCUGUGUCGCCACGGAGAGAGCGAGCUCAACCUCGUGGGUCGUAUCGGGGGAGACUCUGGGCUGUCAUCUCGCGGGGCAAAGUUUGCCAGUGCUCUGGGUACCUAUAUGCAUGGGCAGGCUAUCAGUGACCUGAAGGUCUGGACGAGCCACAUGAAGAGGACCAUCCAGACUGCAGAGGCUCUGGGAGUCCAGUAUGAACAGUGGAAGGCCCUCAAUGAGAUAGAUGCUGGGGUUUGCGAGGAGAUGACGUAUGAGGAGAUUCAGGAGAAUUACCCAGAGGAGUUUGCACUGAGGGACCAAGACAAGUAUCGCUACCGGUACCCCAAAGGAGAGUCGUACGAGGACCUCGUCCAGCGCCUGGAGCCGGUCAUCAUGGAGCUGGAGAGGCAGGAGAACGUUCUAGUCAUCUGUCACCAGGCCGUGAUGAGAUGCCUGCUGGCCUACUUCCUGGACAAGAGUGCUGAUGAGCUUCCCUACCUGAAGUGUCCUCUCCACACAGUCCUGAAACUCACCCCAGUCGCCUACGGUUGCAAAGUGGAGUCUGUCUUCCUCAACAUUGAAGCUGUCAACACACACAGAGACAAGCCGGUGAACGUGGACGUGGACAGAGACCCAGCGGAGGCUCUAGAGACGGUCCCAGACCACAUCUAGAGGAGGAGACAAAACAGGGAGCUGGUUUCAUUUCCAUCCACCCUGAUGGAAAGUGGCCUUUUCUUAAUUGAAGUAAUCAUAGUGAUCGUUGUUAAGUGGAAAACUCCUCAGCGAUGAGAGUGAGACUUUUCUCCCAUGGCAGCCUAUUGCCAUUGUAAAUGCACUUUAUAAUGCAGGGCUCAGGCCAAAUGUCAGUGACAUGAAGAGGUUUCUUUUACUGUGAAAAUGAUUUUAGUGCUGCUGAACACGAGCCAGAGGACCAGUAUCACUGUUUGGACAUUCUUGAACAUAGUCACGCGUUUGUCCCAUGUUCCUGUCUUUCUUUUGUCCUCUUCCCCUCGUCCCGCUGUUACGUGUCCUCCCCCAUACCCGCGAUAGUGCAUAAACCACUGUAAAGUCAUAGGGGUAACAUGGACUGGCAUGUCGUUUGAGCCUCUUCUUUCUUUUUCUUUUGUGUGUUAUCGUGUCUCUACUUUCACAGAGGCACGUCAUUCAUUACACUGGCAAGCAGGUUUGGUUUUUGAGCGGCUGGGCCUUGGUUGAUUGUUAACGUUGUGCGGCCGAAAUGAGACUUUAAGGAAUAGCUCGACAUUUUGGGGAAUAUGCCCUAUCGUUAACUCGCCGGGAGUUAGAUGUCCAGGACGGAUGCCACUUUCACACCUGUACGAUACGGCUAGCAGCCAGUUAGCUUAGCUUAGCUUGGCAUAAAGCUUUGUAGCGGAGAAAAGGCUAGCCUGGCUCAUUUCGAAGGUAACAAAAGUUGCCUGCCAGCACCUUUUAAAGCUCAGCAAUUAACACGCUAUGUCUCGUUUCUAUAACCCGUCCAAAAAAAUGGGGUAAAACUGACUUUUUUUGGUUUUACAGGGUUUUUUUUUUAAAAUUUGACACUAGUUGCCCAGCAUUGUCCAAUGUCUCCAGAUCUCACGACAGACCACUACGACCUGCAGUGGCUCGUUCACUGGUUAACUCUGCUACAAGUUAGACACCGAAAAGUAGUCCAGCGAAGCCUUCGGUUGUCUUCCUCGAUCAAGUGACACUAUGAAGAGACUUUCGCCAAGAAAUAGUCCGCCCCUGGAUUUUGUUACCUUUCAGACGGAGCCUGGCUAGCGGUUUCCCGGUUUCCACUCCUUAUGCUAAGCUAAGCCUCUGCUGUCCGUAGCUUCGUGUUUAACGCACAGACGCGAGAGUGGCAUCGCUCUUCUCAUCUGACUCUUGGCGCGCAAGCGAAAAAAAAUAAGCCAAUUUCCCAAAAUAUCAAACUAUUCCUUAAACUUGAACUGACCUGCAGCUUUGAGUCUCUUCUGUAUCAUGUUUUCUUUGCAUUCACAGAGCUAAAGCAUUUGAGUGUCCAGAUGACAGUGGUGAUUGGUUUUUGGGCGGAUGUGGUUUUGGUAGGUGUCACAGCGCUGACUUUGGCCCAAAAGCUGAACGGGACUCGAAUGAGAGAGAUUCGGGACUUGAGGGCAAAGGGGGCUGUGACAAACCACGACACCCACAGUACUUGGGGAGUAAAAACUAGAGGGGACUAGUUUGGCACUUUGACUGCCCGAUACCAUGAUGUGCCUCACACAACUCAAAUAUACAAUUACUCUAUGCACCCUACAUACACACACACACACACACACUCGAGGUGCAGUGUGUGUAAUGCUGUAUGUUUUUAACGGAUAUUUGUCAUUUUACUAAGAAACAUGAGGGGAUGUGGUGCAAUACUUAUAAUGGUGGUGCAGUGUGUCUGUGUUUUUUAAAUAUGAAAGUAUUUAAAAGGGGACUGGCUGAUGGUGAAACCCUGAAGGAUUACACUGACCGUGUUUAUGGUGUGGGGUCUGUGCCACAAAGCAAGUUUGACUUAGUCUGGCUCUCUUCGACUUACCCGGCUUCGCUGCGCCUAACGUCGGCGAUCCUGGAUAACUGGUAUCAUGAAGCUGGGCAUAAACUGGCUCUGUUAACUUGGGGUCUGCCGGUCCCGCUCUGAAAGACGCACCGUUGCAUUUAAAAAUCAACAGGACCAUGGGUGCACUAUUUAAACUCGCAUGAGAUGAACCAGUGAUACCUGUGGAGAAAUCUGGUUAUUACGGUAUCAAAAAAAUGAUAUUCAGCAAGUUAAAAUAUAUAAAUUAAAAUCAUACAACUAGAAUAAGAAGUUGUAAAAACAGGAGGAAUAAUAUCUCAAUAAUAAGCGACCUAUUUAAAUAUGGUUGGAAUUUUCAACAUGUUCACUUCUCUACAAUGGUAUGGAGUCCCAAAGUGUUCAAUAUUACAUAAAUGAAUCAUUAGUCAUAUGGAUUAAAUACAGCAAAAUACAGUAUAGAAAUUAAACAAUUUGUGAAAUAGUAUGUAGUGACACAUUUUAACAGAAAAAGUAAGAUGUUUACAUGUGAGGGCUCCUGCCUAAUGUCAUGUUUCUUAACUCGUAAAGUGUGACUCUGGGUUUUGUGCACUUUAAACUGAAAUUUUUAAAUAAUUUUUAAAAUAUUAAAAUGUUAUUCCAUAACCUACUUACUUUUAUACCUCAUGUAAGACAUUUUUUAUUAGAAAAUGUUUUUGUCUUUAUUUCAUAAUGGCAUUUUUCUCAAUUUUAUCUCACACCCCAAUAAUUUCUUCAGAUAUUUCACAAUUCGCUGGUUUAUAUAUUUUACAUAAUUUAUUAAUGAUUAUUUAGUGCUGUUAAAUUAGCUAAUUGUUUUUUUAUUUACUGAAAACGAGAAAUAACUAAAGUAAGGCUCUCCCUGCUGCCAAAGCAGAGAAGGAGAAUACCGAUAGUAGAAAAUAACACUAACUUGAAUAAGACCUCAGCCAAAUUCCCAUUAAAUGAUCCGAAUCUGCCCAAACAUUUAACGGGUUCUUCCGUGACCCAUGCUCCAUCCCUUCAUGAAGUUCGGUGCUAUUGGGUUCAGUGGUUUUUGCGUAAUCCUGCUGACAAACCAACCAGCCGACAGACACGAGUGAUCACACAACCUCCAUGGCAGAGGUCAUAAUAAUGACCUGACCUGAUCUAAAACAGUGAGAGUAAUUAAUAUGUAUCUACGGCAUAAGAGUUAGUCUGGUAAAUUAUUUGUUUUUGUAGAAGUCCCGUCUCAAACCCAGAGUGGACACAUGGCUGACACAGGACAAAAUGAUUCUAAAUUCAGUCCUUUUGUCCAUUUGAGGAUCCUGCAGGAAUGAUGACUCAGUGAUCAGGAGUCGGUUUAGCGGUGCGGCAUGGGUUAACAUGGCGGUCUACCCCGCUUAAAGUGAGUCCGCUUCCUGAUACUAGACAAGCUGAGUUGAGCCUAAGAUAAGUGGAUAACCCACUAAUCUCACUCUGUGAUACAGACCCCUGGUGUGUGCUUCUCAAAAGCAUUAGUAUUAGAUUUUACAGCCUGUUUUUUGUGUCACCCGGGGGGAGCAAUAGAAAACACAAUUUCCUCAGGGAUCCUUAUUUUUCAGAGGCAGGAUGCCAGCACACGAUAGUGUAAAUGACUGAAUGCACUUCUUUCCACACGGUGUGACACAUUUCUCGGUCAAAACACAUGGAGUCAUCCCUUUUGAAAAUGCAUAUUCAGUUCUUACUGUCAGUGGUAGCAAGUCCACAGUGUCAAAACUGUAAAUUUUGUGCUUUUUGUUUGGUCACAUCAAACCGUAUCUAAAGUCACAGCUUCGGCGCGCUGCUGUUCCCUUGUCUAUGUAAACGUACCAUUGUGUGAGAGAAAUCGACAAAAAAAAAAGUGUCAAUCAGUGCAAAUCAUUGAUGUGGAAUCUGUUAUAAAAAAGAUUUUAUUUUCUGAAUUUGAACAAGUAGCUGUUACCUUAAAGUCCUGGCAAUAAAAUGAAAAUGGAUACCUGA